Molecule: messenger RNA, 594 nt
Organism: Penicillium chermesinum
Lineage: Eukaryota; Fungi; Ascomycota; Eurotiomycetes; Eurotiales; Aspergillaceae
Product: Cytochrome P450
Exons: 3
Coding region: 1-594 (197 amino acids)
Molecular function (GO): monooxygenase activity; iron ion binding; oxidoreductase activity, acting on paired donors, with incorporation or reduction of molecular oxygen
Source: RefSeq, a predicted model, not a curated record
AUGUCAGGACCCAAGGUCUCUGAGCUGCCGCUGGGCUUGGCUCUGUCCGCCAUUCACACGGAUCUGCUUUUCAAAACGAUCGGGCGAAUUGCUGCUCACCCAGACGUGUUACCUGAGCUACGCUCCGAGAUUGAACAGGCCAUAUCAGUUCACGGGUUGAAUAAGAAUGGAGUUUAUAAUAUGAAACGUCUAGACAGCGUGCUCAAGGAGACGCAGCAUCUUAAUGCAGUCGCCUUGGCGAUUAUGAACCGUGAUAAAACCUACGAUCGUGCCAAGGAGUGGGAUCCAUACAGGUUUCACAACAUCCGGCGAACUGGUCAAGAGCAGGAAGGUCAAUUGGUAUCCACGACUGCACAACACUUGGCCUUUGGUCUUGAAAAGCAUGCGUGCCCAGGUCGAAUUUUCGCAGCUCAUGAGCUCAAGAUCAUGUUAGCUCACAUUUUGCUCAAGUAUGAUAUUGAAUACAUUGAGCAAGACCGACCAAAGAUCAGAGUUGUUGGAACUGAUGUUUUCGCAGACGGUAUACCCAGGGCUCAAGUUGGCCGCCGAGAUGGGUAUAAGAUACCCAUUGUAUCGGAAGCCUGGGCAGACUGA